CAUCGUACAGAAGAAAUCGACUUUCAUUUGCCAUAGCCUCAGCUCGUAAAACCCAUCUGUUACUGAAGAUUAUACUGCAUUUCCUUGCUGUUACUGAAGCUCAUAAUCAAGCACCACAAUCUUCUUCUUUGCCCCUCCACCCAACAAAUCAGGCCACUGAUGAGAAAAACCCUCGAUAAACCCCUUCUCACCUUCACACCAUCUCUUAUACCCCAACACCACCACUACUCCAAUGCCAAACCCCCUGCUCCCGUACCAAAACCCAAAAACCCAUCUGCAAAAUCACAUUUUAUCUCAAAUUCCAAGUGGGUUUUCCCGAAUACCUCUCCUCUCCCACCGCCUGAAUGGGUUCAACCCUUUACUGACCUCUCAGACCUGAUUAAAGACCCCAGAAACCUCCUGCCUUCCCCAUGGGUCCCUCAAAUUCUCAAUCUUUUAGAUGGUUCACCAGCCAUGGAGCAGAAUUUAUCCACUUAUUGCCACAAGUUCUUGAUCAAAUUGUCACCAAAUUUUAUUGCUUUCUUGCUAAAAUCUGAGAAGCUUGCUGAGCAGAGUGUCAAAGAUACCGCCUUUCGGCUUUUUGUCUGGGCUGGUAAGCAAACAGGCUAUGCUCACACUCUUGAUUGUUAUGUUUCUUUGAUUGAAGUUUUGUCUGUUUCAAGUGACUUUGAUAGAAUAAGUUGUAUUUUUGGUGAAUUGAAAGAUAAGAGCUUUUUGAUAAAUGUGAAUGCUGCUAAUUCUUUGAUUAGGAGUUUUGGGAAUCUAGGAUUGGUUGAGGAGUUGUUGUGGGUGUGGAGGAAAAUGAAAGAGAGUGGUGUUGAGCCUAGUUUGUAUUCUUAUAAUUUUCUGAUCAAUGGGUUGGUGAAUGCCAUGUUUAUUGAGUCAGCCGAACGGGUUUUUGAGGUUAUGGAAGGUGGGAAGAUUUUGCCAGACAUUGUUACAUAUAAUACGAUGAUUAAGGGGUAUUGUAAAUCAGGGAAGGUUGUGAAAGCCAUAGAGAAGUUUAGAGAAAUGGAGGUGCAAAAUGUGGAACCAGAUAAGAUCACGUAUAUGACCUUGAUUCAGGCAUGUUACUCAGAGGGGCAUUUCAAUUCUUCUUUAGGACUUUAUCAUGAAAUGGAGGAGAAAGAAUUGGAGGUUCCACCCCAUGCCUAUAGCUUAGUUAUAGGAGGACUUUGUAAAGAUGGAAAAUCUUUUGAAGCAUAUGCUGUUUUCGAGAAUAUGUGUCGUAGAGGAUCUAAACCUAAUGUGGCUAUUUAUACUGCUCUAAUUGAUUCAUAUGUUAAGAAUGGGAACCUUGAAGGAGCAAUGAAGAUUUUUGACAGUAUGAAGCAUGAGGGUUUUGAACCAGAUGAAGUUACAUAUGGAGUCAUUGUUAAUGGUUUAUGCAAGAAUGGUAGGUUAGUUGAAGCCAUGCAAUGGUUCGAAUAUUGUGAAAGUAAUAAUGUCCCUAUUAAUGCUGUGCUUUACUCAAGUCUCAUUGAUGGCCUUGGAAAGGCAGGGAGAGUAGCAGAGGCUGAGAAGCUGUUUCAUGAGAUGGUUGAGAAGGGAUGUCCUCAGGAUUCUUAUUGUUAUAAUGUGCUUAUUGAUGCCUUGGCUAAAACUGGGAAAGUUGAUGAAGCUUUGGUAUAUUUUAAGAGAAUGGGAGAUGAAGGUUGUAAUCCAACAGUCUAUACGUACACAAUUUUAAUAACUGGCUUGUUCAAAGAGCAUCGCAAUGAAGAGGCCUUAAAGUUAUGGGAUGCAAUGAUUGAUAAGGGCAUAACUCCAACUGCUGCUUCUUUUAGAGCUCUUUCAACUGGGCUUUGUCUUUCUGGUAAAGUUGCAAGAGCUUGUAAGAUUUUGGAUGAUUUGGCACCAAUGGGUGUUGUCCUGGAGACAGCUGUUGAAGAAAUGAUUAAUGUUCUAUGCAAAGCAGGUCGUAUAGAACAAGCUUGCAAGUUAGCCGAUGGGGUAGUUGAUCGUGGUCGGGAAGUUCCAGGUAGGGUUCGCACUAUUUUAAUCAAUGCCUUGAGAAAGACAGGAAAUGCAGACUUGGCAAUGAAAUUGAUGCAUAGUAAGAUUGGUAUAGGUUAUGAUAGAAUGGGAAGCAUUAAACGACGAGUAAAGUUUCGGAUUCUGGUUGAAGAUUGAUUCUUGGGUUGUGGCAAACUUUGUAUGAAAUGAAGUGUGGGUUCUUCACUGGCUACAAUAUCUCAGAGCUUGCUAUCGUCAAACGAAGCUCCAAUUUUUUAAAGCUGACUGAGCCUUUACCAUGCUUCUACUUUGUUGAUAUGCCCUCUUUCUUCAGUUAGACCUUGAAUGGUCCGGUAAUCAGGUUCUCCUAAUAUAUUUUUCAGCAAAUUCUAUGGUUUUAAUAUGCGACUUGGUUUUGAAGACAUCCAAAGCAUUCUUGGUGAUUGAUGCUUACCUUAAAAUUUUGGGAAAUUGUUCUGAAGAACCGACGUUGAGUCCCAGCAAUAGUGAAAUAUUAUUUGAUGCAUUUGAGAUAGGCUUAAUUAAUUGAAUCUAACUAGUAGUAACAUUGUGCAUAAACUGUUAGAUAAGAAUGGCUUUUUUUAUUGCUGGCUAGAUAUAGAGGAUACAAGAUAUUGGCAUGUUUCAGCUAUUUUAUUUGUCUUCCUAACAGACAGGAUGCAGUGGCCAGAAAAAAGAUAUUAAUAAUAAGUGAAGCAGACUUGAGAAUGUUUCAUUUAUAGAUCGUGUUUUCAUUUUCCUUCAGAAGAAUGUGCUGUAACCAACUAGGCCCUGGCUGAAAAGGUUUUAAAGAGUAGAUCUGGUAUAAUCUUAUUUAGGGUACACUCACGAGAUGUCUGCGACUAAGUUGCUUGUAGAUUAUAAUCUUGUUGCACUUAGGAAUGGCCUUUGUUUUUCAGCUUCUUAUAACCAUCCAAGUCAGCCUACAACUGCAAGAUUUAGAAAGGACUAAAUGUAUGCAAGUUUCCUCUGCCUGAUUUUGAACCAUGGAGACCAUGGUGAAGCAACCUUGUUGGUAUGUCAAGGCACUCUUAUUUACUCUUAACAACUUAUAACAAUUUUAUGCCUAAGUACUGAUAAUCUCUUAAUCAUAAUUUAAACAAAUAAUCUCAUAAUACGUCAUGCUGGAGUGCUUUUACAGCUUAACAGGUUGCCUCUGUCACUUCAGUGGUUUAAGUUUUUGCUUGGUAGAUGUUGCCUAGUUAGGUUUAAAUGUUACUUAAGCUGUUUCCUCUGUCUUUGUCAUUUUUAGUCUUUAAGAAUUUGGUCUUUACCCCUAAUUAUCAGGCUGGACUGAUGAUGUGUACUUCAUAGAGACCUCACUGCAUUCUAAUGGUAUUCUGUUAAGUUAAUGGCUAACAUAAUGGUACUCUGUUAAGUUAAUGGUUAACAUAAUGGAGUUUAUGAUUCAUCUUGCUCCUUUUCUAAACUGAGGUGCAAUGCCUCAACAAGUUGUUGUUCCACUACUAGGCUAAUUUGUCAGUUUUUGGAGGUGCUGAUUCUCCUUUCUUGGUAUAUCACCAGACGCUAUUGGUCUUUAUAACAGGAGUAUUGGAGUAAUAUGUUGUAAUGGCACAUGAGGUGGACUGUUAAGAUGUUAAGCCAUACUAUUGUUGCCUUUUUCUAUCUUGUUUUGCCACUGUUCUACCAUUCAACAUAACAAUAGGCUAUAAAAAGCAUGUUUUUAGAAUACAGACAUUAGGGAAAAAAAAAAGUAAAUCGAUGACUCUUUGACCCAUGAUUAUAUUCAUUUUAAGAAAGAUCAAAGAAUAAAUUAUGCUAGAGAGUCCAGAUACUCCAGCAUAAUUUGAAGAAUAAUGAUAAUAGCUGCACAUGUAGCACUGUAGAAUUGGUUUUCACACUGGGAAAAGUUUUUUUGGUUAAAAUUGUUUCAGAAAAAUAUAACCAGUUUGCUAAAUUUAACUCGAGGAAUUUUUAUUGGUUUUUUGCAAUUGACCAACAUUUCAGCAAUUUAUUGACGUGUUUCUCUUGUGCAGUCCCUGAGUUGAUAAUUAGAAUUUCAUCUAAAAGUCUUUUGCCAUCUACUAUUAAUGAUGUUGUUGGUCUCAUUAGAUGGUUCAUUGAUGAAGAACCAGCCAUAAGAAGAGGUAAUGACCUUCACUCAGCCUUUGUUCCCGACCAUAUCUGCCUCAACCCACUCUCAUAGUUCUGAGCAAAGGAAUAAUUGUAAUAGUAAAAGAAGAUAAAUGGUCUUCAUAAGUGUGCUGAUUUCAGUAUGAUUUCUACUUGGUAAGAUUUGCUUUGAAAUAGUAAAGUCAAAACUUAUCCACUGUAAGAUUGUUGCUGUGGCUGUUGCACUUUUUACUAGCAAUUUUGAGUAAGUUUUCAAGGGAUAUUCUAUAGUGUGAUGAACGACUACAGUGACAGCCUGGCUUCCAGGUUAAAUAAUCUGAUAAUCAUGCACUGCAAAAUAACCAUUAUCAUCUUCCUGAAGGAGAAGGAGCCCUUUCCAAGUCUUUCCUAUUGCCCAGGGCAUAAUAUACCAUAAAUGCAAUUAAGUUCUAUCUUUGAGUAUAUAUUUCCCAUUUUAGUUUUCAUGUCUACCUUUUGCUGCAACAGUAGUAUACUUUUUGUAUGCGAAGAACAAUACUUUGGCAAAUUUAAAGGGCUUGAAUUGCUGAUUGCGAAAACCUUGAUGGAGGAAAUUUUUGUUCCACGAGAUAUGCUCCAAUUUGUUAGUAUUUUCACUGGCAAGUUGUAUUGAGUGUGAUAUCUCAGCAUUAGUUUGAAGUCAAGUUGGGCUGCAACAUGAUAAUAUAUUUAGCAUUUAGGUUGCUGUAGUUCAGUUACAUUUUCACCACGAAAUAAUUUGCAAGUACAGAACAAAACCGUCUUUGCCUUUUUUUUUUUCUUUUUCCCUGCAAGGGUGGUUGGGGGUUUGGGUUAAGCCAUGUUUGCCAUUCUUAGAUGGAAAUAUUCUUGAUUUCAUUAAAUCAAAACACUUGUGGUACAGAAAUAGAUGUAUUCCCAUGUUAUGCUGAUCUUGGCUCGAUCUCACUAUUCUGCUCCUUAGGUGUAUAUUUGGAUUUCCAAAUUUCAACCUUCAACUUUCUACUUGAUUGUAUCAUUGUGAUAAUGGAAUAAUUUUGCUUCUUAAAAAUUUGAUUUUUUUUUUGGGGCCCAAAAUACUCCCAACCGCUGUGUAGUUGGGUCAUACUUUUGUUGUUCUACCCAUCCAUCAAUGAUCACAAAGGAAUUACUUGUAAUGAUUUCUGUAUAUUUACUGUGUGGGCUCUCCUCUUAAACACAUGCUUGUAUAUUUCUGGUUUACUUUAUUCCCUGUCUUGGAAUGUGCAGCUUUACUGGGGAUAUGUCUUAACAAUAAACUGAUACCAACAUAGUAAGCAGGACUGUGAAUUCGGCAUGAGGUUGUCUUGCAUGUUUAAAAUUAUUGAUGUUGGGUUGAAACGCCAUCUAUAUCAUUACCAAAUAAUGUAGAGCAUGUAGUAGCUUACCUAUUGUUUUAUAUUCUCAGGAUGAUGGAGGAGGAAGGAUGCUGUACAUCUGGAGACAAAUGGUGCAGAAUCACAAUAAACAGAUGUUUCAAGCAUUAGAGCAUAAACGGUAAUUGCAUGUGACACCACGUGAUAUUGUUUGAUCUUCUUUCCAAGAUUGGAAUGAUCUUCUUAUAUGAUUAGGGCGAUGCAGUGUGUGGCCAGGUGCAAUGUGAUCUGGUGGAUUCCGAUUUGUCCAUAAUGAUUGUAUGGUACCUUGAUGUCUACAGGACAUGGCUUGCCCAAUAGAGUGACGAGUUGCUUUCGGUAUAAAAGUAAAACAGGUGGCUGUUGUGGAAGAUUUCCUUCCAUGAUUUACCAUGUCUGGGAUUCUCAGGUCCAAUAUAGCAGAGAACGGCGGAUAUUCGUCUGUCAUUUGGCAGUUGACAAGACAUGGUUAAAUUGUUUUCUACACUGAAGGUAUUGGUACAGCUGCGCAUGGUGGGGAAUGAAGCUCACAUCUGAAGGUUGUCAGCUGCCCUGCUUGUAUGCACAAACAAAAGAUAACUGUUGAAUCAGCUGGGAGUGGAUUUUGAGAACAAAGUAUGGUAGUUGUAAUUUGUAAAUGCUUGUUUCUCUUCUGAAAGAGAACUAAGAUCCGGCCUUCCAUAAUUGAUGCAAGUAGUUGUGUGUUUUGCUUAACAUUUUCUUGAAGAAAUCAUUGAAGAAAAUGAUUGUCCAAGUGGCCAUUUUUCCUUCAUCAAUGACGUGGGCUUGAAUCCUUCACUCACAGGAUGUGGUGCUCGUUUUCCUCCUCCAAUGAAUGGCUAUGACUUGAGAGUCCAACCCACUGUGCCCUUGUCUCCACUCUCCAACAACUCUCCAGCAAUGUAUAUGAAGAAUAGCUAAGUUGGUAAUGGCUGCCUGGUAAAUGUUGCUGUCUCAAGUGCCCAUUAUAGCAAGAAUGUUGUCCAGAUGGUGACAUUAAAGGGUUUGUUCCCCUUGUUCUCCAUGAAAGAUAGUUUUGAUCAUAGGUCAGAAAAUGAUGAAAUCUUAGUACAAUUCUUUUUUUUUUUAAAAAAAAAACCCUGAAAUUUUGGAGUUAUUGAAGAAAUUCAAGUGAAAUAUAUUUCAAAACAAAUUCUGUUA
Messenger RNA from Coffea arabica (coffee), 6581 nucleotides. The record is from RefSeq and is a predicted model, not a curated record. NCBI's taxonomy places the organism in Eukaryota, Viridiplantae, Streptophyta, Magnoliopsida, Gentianales, Rubiaceae.